Botrytis cinerea B05.10 is the source of this 3172-nucleotide messenger RNA. RefSeq lists its product as hypothetical. Gene Ontology annotation, molecular function: protein binding. The coding region runs from base 1011 to 2855 and encodes 614 amino acids. The transcript has a single exon. NCBI's taxonomy places the organism in Eukaryota, Fungi, Ascomycota, Leotiomycetes, Helotiales, Sclerotiniaceae. The record is from RefSeq and is a predicted model, not a curated record.
GAACACGGAUUCCAUAUAUAUUACCUACAUACAUGUCUAGUACGCACCAUGUACCAUUCAAAUGAGAAGAAGAUUCUCGGAUUCGGUAUCCUUCGGCUGAAAUGUGUUGUUCUUCUACUGUACCUACAUCCAAAACGUAUACCGACAACCUGACCUUGAUCCAUACUUGACUGAUUAGCCCAACCCUACCAAAAGAACAUUUCAUUGUACGGAUGCUUCGCACGAAAGGGACGGGCAAGAAUUGUUAAGUUAUAUCGAGAGAUCAAACAUCGUUUGUUAUGCUCUAGAAAUUGAUUACCGCGCCGUAUGCUCGAGCCAAAUACAGAUGCAAAGUUCCAAAUACAAAGUGAAUCAAUCAUUCUUUACGGGACAAGCCUUGUUGUAACAACUCUUGGUCUCCAGUUCUUCAAUAUCUACGAGAGUUACAUCGAUUUGAUAGAUGUCCAGCCUCAUUCGAUUUCUCUCUUUACACCGACUUCACUCCAACCAUACCUACUUCCUUCUUGAUUGAUAUACACCUCGUCUCCGGUCAAUUGGUCGUUGAUUCUUAUAUAUUGAAACCCUCCCUCCUCCCUCCUCCCCCAAACCACGCCUAAUAUAAAACAGUGUUCGAUUAUCGAUUAUCGAAUCUAAAAUUGAACACCCAAAACAUCUGAUUGUCGACCUCACAUGAACAUUCAACGCAUCUGAGUAUCGACUUGAACUUGCUUUUUCUUCAACUUAAUCACUACUCCGAGUCAGGGGCAAACUUUGACCUUUCUACCCAAACAUACCUCGCUCACCUGACAUCUAAAUCAUCGUCCCUCAACCUUCAACCCAAGUGGUCCGCGUCGGACUAUGGACAUAAAAAGCAAUACGGCAAAGCACUGAAAAUAGAACCGUACUUGAACAAUCUUGCUUUGAUAUCGAGGAUUAAUUUAACAUAUCCAUCAAAUCGAGUCUUGAUGCAGCAUUCUACUGCCCUGUGUCAAUACCCUUUCAUCAAUACUUUCACAAAACCUCCUUGAACCAUGGACAUCAAUCAGCUUCCACCAGAGCUAAUCCAGUGUAUUGGCGACCACCUUCGGAGAGCUCCACUCAACGCCUUGAUCCAGACCUCCAAACGCCAUGCGAAAAUCCUAACAUUCCUUCUCUAUCAAAAAGCUUUCCGUCGUCACUUUCGUCCCGCUAUAGACAAUGAACCGGAACCUAGAGCAAGGUCAAUAUGGGUGUACAGUCGAGGUCGCAGCUAUGUUUCUCAACGACGUUUAUGGGCGUGUGCUCCUCAUUGGGAAUCCGAAUAUGUAAUGGAUUAUUUCAACAAUCGAUCGCUGGGAUGGGCACAAACUCGUUUUGGAGGAAGAGAAAGAAACGGUGCUACUUGGUUACAUCUCUUAGCCGCAGCUGGUCAUGAAAAACUUUUGAAGAUGUUCAUUACCAAAGGUCUCGAUAUCAACUCACGUGACUGGGCAGGGAAUACAGUCUUACACUCCGCUGUCGCGGCAGAACAACAUGGAUUGAUUGAGUUUUUACUUCAAGGUGGUGCAGACGUUUUGGCUAUCAACUCGACGAAUCAAUCAGUGUUGGUUUAUGCAUUGGUUAGGUAUAAGAUAGGGGCUUUGAUACCGAUCAUUGACGCUGUGAAAGCACGAGGUGGAGAUCUUAACUACAAUGCCAAUGGAUCAGGACACCCGCCGAUAUUUCUAGCUACAAGAACAGCUGAAGCACUUCCAGUUAUUAAAAAGUUCUUGGAAAAUGGAGUCAAUGUUUUUCAAAUACUAUCAACGGGUGCGGCAGGCAAUAAUGAUACUCUCCUUCAUUGGGCUUGCCGUUACGGGCAUCAUGAAAUAGGAAAUUUCCUUGUGUCUCAAAUGUCUAGUCGGCCAGGAUUCAUCUCUUUACUGAACGAUCGACACAUGGCUCCCAUCCAUCUCGCGAUAUGUCACAAAUCAUUAUCUCUCUCCAAAACCCUAAUAGCAGCUGGAGCAAACCUCGACGACGGAGAUCAAAUCGGUUCCACUCCUCUCGAUCUAGCUAUUGACCAUCGCCGAUCCGGUCUCUUCCAAGAAAUCUAUCUCAAGUGCAAUUACAAAGACACCGCCUUCCAAAAAUUCAAACAAGUCCUCUCAGACAGCAUCAAAGACGAACAUCCCCUCGUAAUCCGCCACCUCCUCGACCUCCAAGCCCCCUGCUCCAUUCAAUUCCCCCUCCCCACCCUCCACCACCUCAUCGAAAACCACGGCAACACCAUCUCAGGCUGCCAGAUUAUCGAGCUAAUCGGAGACGCCAUGCCCCCCACCAAUUUCCACAUCCGCUCCCAACCCCUCGGCGAAACCCCGCUCCACCUCGCUCUCCGCAAAUCUCUCCACAACAUCCCCAUCAACAGCGACCGUCUCAUAACCUACCUCCUCCUCAAAACCCGUACCCUCACUCUCCUCACCCGCGAAGGAAACUCCAUCCUCCACCACGCCGCCCUCUUCUCCACCCCCAAAACCAUCUCGCAAAUCCUCGCUCACAAAAACACCACCCACGAACUCUUCUUCCUCGAAAACAAAGCCGGCAAAACCGCUCUCCAAGAAGCCGCCCGCAGAACCGGCAACCACCGCAAAAUCACAGACGCCCUCUUUCACGCCCGCACAAAAUUUGAUCGUCUCCGCAAGCGCGAAAAAAAUAUCGCCAAUAGUCCGCGCAAGAUUGGGAAGCCCGCGGUGCCGGAUCCGCCCGUGAGGAGAGAAGAGAGUCCGCAGGUGCUCAAGAAGAGAGAGAAAGAGGAGAGGGAAAGGAGAGGAAGUUGUGUGGAAAGUGAAAUGGGGAGGAGAGAUUCGGAUGCGGAUAAAGAGGAGAGGAGGAGGAUGACGGAAUACUCUGAUGAUUGAUGAGUUUAUUUUUUAUUUUUGCAAAGUUUUCUCUCUCUCUCUCUUUUUUUUUACUUGCAUUUUAUCAAAGGCGGUUAUGGCUAUGGUUAUCUAAAAAGGAUAGAAAGAUAUAUACGAAAAGAUUGGAAUCGGAAUCGGAAUCGGAAUUGGGGACUAGCAUCUGGCAUCUGGCACCAUGGCAUAUGCAUGAAAUGGCGAUAACUAUACUAUGUAUUAUCAAUGAAGAAGAAGAAAAAACGAAAAGAACGAAUAAAAGAAAUAAAGUUGAAACGUUAUUCCAUCAAUCAAAUACACCUACCUACCUAACUACCUACCCA